AUGGAGAAGACGGUGCGGGACCGCCUGCUGGGCGCCCUGAAGGGCCUGGAGGAGGAGGAGCUGGAGAGAUUCAAGAGGAAGCUGAGCGAGACCCCGCUCCCGGAGGGCUUCUGCCACAUCCCCUGGGAGCGGCUGCAGAAGGCCGACCCGCUGGACCUCUGCGAUCUGCUGUUGAGCAACUACUACCCUUACGCCUUGCUGGUGGCCGCCCAGGUGCUGGAAGCCGUCAACCUCAAGCGCGAGGCCCAGAGGCUCCUGUCCGUCACCGGGAUCGGGAGACAACCACUCCUCUCGUUGGAGCCUCAUUUCAUCGAGCAGCACCAGGAGCAGCUGAUCCAGAGGACUGCCUUAGUGGAGGGAGUUUUGGAUCUGCUGUAUGGAAUUGUUCUGGAUGAUGAGCAACAUGAAAGAAUCUCUUCGCUGGAGACUAACCCAGAGAAAAUGCGGGAGCUGUACAAGCUAGUGCCAAGCUGGGACCCCUCUUGCAAGGAUCAGCUGUACGAGGCACUGAGGAAGACAAACCGAUUCCUCAUAGCAGACCUUGAAGGUAGAUGA
Euleptes europaea (tarantolino) is the source of this 555-nucleotide messenger RNA. Its product is annotated as apoptosis-associated speck-like protein containing a CARD. Gene Ontology annotation, biological process: inflammatory response; regulation of apoptotic process; innate immune response. The record is from RefSeq and is a predicted model, not a curated record. Lineage: Eukaryota; Metazoa; Chordata; Lepidosauria; Squamata; Sphaerodactylidae. Gene Ontology annotation, cellular component: canonical inflammasome complex. The transcript has 2 exons. The coding region runs from base 1 to 555 and encodes 184 amino acids.